AAUGAUGAACAGUAAGUGGCAUCUACCGUAAUUAGUGACCUACUUCAGGGUUUACUUCCUAACUAUCCUCUUCUCUUUAAAACCCUCAUUUUCGUUCGCCCUUCCCAAUCAAAAUCCCACCACUCUCUCACUUCCGCAUUACCAUAGGAAGUCUGCGAGACUAAACCCUUCUCUCUCUCUCUCUUUGUCUUGCUCGCCGAAAGAGGCGGAAUUCAGGAGUCGAACGCCAUGGACAGAAUCUGCCGCGUAGGAAGAGCGGCGACGCAUCGGGCACCACGAAUUGGACUUCUUCCAAACCACCGAACCUUUGGAGCCGCAGCAGUUCAGCUCCAAGACGAUUACGACUACUAUGAUGAAGACGAUUAUGAGUUCUCCCGCGAUCGGCCUCGGUUGUCACCCGUUGAGGAUUCCGAUGGAUCGAUUGGUAGCAGGGGUGUGCAGUGGGUGUUCAUGGGGAGCCCUGGUGCUAAGAAACACGUUUACGCUGAGAAGCUGUCGAAGCUUCUGCGAGUACCUCACAUUUCCAUGGGAAGCCUUGUUCGUCAAGAACUCAGCCCUCGUUCUUCUCUUUACAAGCAGAUUGCGAAUGCUGUGAACGAAGGGAAGCUUGUACCUGAAGAAAUAAUCUUUGGACUUCUGUCAAAGAGACUGCAAGAAGGCUAUUACAGAGGUGAAACUGGGUUCAUCUUGGAUGGCAUACCUCGAACUCGCAUCCAAGCUGAGAUCCUGGACCAAGUUGCUGAUAUCGAUCUAGUCGUGAAUUUCAGAUGCUCAGAGGACUGCUUGGUGAAAAAACACCUUGGAAGUGGGAUCUGUGCUCAAUGUCAUGAAAGCGCUCCUGUAAGAAAUUUAGGUUCGACUCUAGUUAAAACUUCCUCUGCUGGUGUUGAAGAUGCCCAGAAAGGGAAACUCCAAAUCUACGAAGAACAGAGCAAGCCCUUGGAAGAUUAUUAUCGGAAACAGAAGAAACUUCUUGACUUUCAAGUGAAUGGGGGUCCUGGAGAAACCUGGCAGGGGCUCUUGGCCGCCCUACAUCUGCAGCACAUGAAUGCAAUCCAUUCUUCACAGAAGAUUAAUGUUGGUUUUUGACCUCCCCCAUUAGCUCAUAUUGCAUUGUGGUUUUCACUUUUCACAUUGCAGUAGAUACAGGUGAUGCAGCAGUUGUAAGUUUGCUGGAGUAUUCUGUAACAAAUAGUUCUCGACUUGUUUCGAGGAUCCUGGGGGAUGUGGUUUUUCUUUUCUUAGUGUAAGCAUUUGUUGAGGAUGCAAAUUUGUUGUAAUAUUUUGGUGAGAAGACAAAACGAAGAGAACAUCGGCUUCUGUAAGCUUAAAGUAGGGCAACCUCAAGGUUUGCUCACUUUUUUUUUGUCUAGAGAUGAAUGAAAUCUCAAUAUAUUUUUCUUUUACCUCA
Messenger RNA from Macadamia integrifolia, 1411 nucleotides. RefSeq names its product probable adenylate kinase 7, mitochondrial. Lineage: Eukaryota; Viridiplantae; Streptophyta; Magnoliopsida; Proteales; Proteaceae. Gene Ontology annotation, molecular function: AMP kinase activity; ATP binding. Gene Ontology annotation, cellular component: mitochondrion; cytoplasm. The record is from RefSeq and is a predicted model, not a curated record. Bases 229 to 1089 code for a protein of 286 amino acids. The transcript has 4 exons. Gene Ontology annotation, biological process: nucleobase-containing compound metabolic process.